This is a messenger RNA of Acomys russatus (golden spiny mouse), 3896 nucleotides long. RefSeq names its product centrosomal protein 126 (gene Cep126). The transcript has 11 exons. NCBI's taxonomy places the organism in Eukaryota, Metazoa, Chordata, Mammalia, Rodentia, Muridae. The record is from RefSeq and is a predicted model, not a curated record. Gene Ontology annotation, cellular component: ciliary base; midbody; centrosome. Bases 41 to 3361 code for a protein of 1106 amino acids. Gene Ontology annotation, biological process: mitotic spindle organization; cytoplasmic microtubule organization; non-motile cilium assembly.
GCGCCCGGGAGACGCCAUGCGGGCGGCGCGGAGCUGAAGGAUGCUGGCGGGCAGGCCCGGAGCCCAGAGCGCAGGCGCGGGCCUGGGCGCCGGCCCCUCGAACCCGCGGGGCGCCCGGGACGGUGGCGGCGGGCGACCUCGACCGGGCGGUUACCUAGACAUGAAAAUCCAUCUUGAGAAAAAUUUAGAAGAAGAACGCCAGAUACUACUACAGCAACAAAAAAUAUGUCGGAAUCAAGCACGUAAAUAUUUCAUGGAGUCAAACCGGAGAAGAAAAGCUUUUGAGGAGAAAUGCAAAGAGCAAGAAGAAAGAGAGUAUCAGAUCAGAGAACGGAUCUUGCAGCAGCGGAAGCAGAAGUUUGAAGAAGUCACUGAAAAGUUCCAGCGUGCCCAUGUGCCUCUCUCCCAGAGAAGGAAAGCAGUUUUCCAAAAACCAGUUCCUCCAUUAGAAGAGGCCCUUAAACAAAUUCAAGAAUCCAACUUAAAAUCAGAAGUAAACAUUCCUCUUUCCCACAGGCCAGCAACAAACUGGCGAGCUAUAGAUUCUGCCUUGCCUUCAACGUUGUCAAAAAAUGAUCAAAAACAUCAAAAAUAUCUCUUAUGCAGAAUUAACCAUGAUAAAGAAAUGAAAGAGAACAACACAGCAAACUUAGCUACUAACAAAAGUAUGCUCCAGAUGAGACUGGAGGAAACACAGAAACUCCUAGAGGAUCAACAUUUAAGCGAUUUGCAAAAAUUUUGUGAUGAAGUUAAUCAGAUAACCAAUUCUGAAACUCUGUCAAGUAUAGACAGUCUUGAGGCUGCAGAGCGUGAAGCAAUAUACAUAUCCCUGAGCAUGGAGCCUUCCAUGUCAGCCCCAAAGAACUCCGCGCCCCUCAAAUCAGCAGAUCUGCAAUCAGCUCGUUUAAACUGCUUUGAUGAACAGAAGCUGUCAUUCUCUAAAACUCAGCAUAUAAACAAUUGGCUCACAAACCUAGACGCUCCAGAUACUCAGCCUGUCACAUCUUUUUCAGAUAUUUUAAGUAAAUCUAGUGUUCUGCCCUUAUGGGAAUGUUUGAAUAAUAAGGAGCAGAAUCCACCUACUGUGAACAGAACUGUGGAAAGAACCUCACGAGCUGCUGGUGACUCCAUGGUCUUUGUGAGUAGUCCAUCUGUCGUUGCCCUGGAUAAGAAAGGAGAACGCACCUCCGGAAGUAGCGCUGUGCAGGCAGGUGGGCCUACUGAUGGGGCACUUGGAAGGGAGAGGCCAUUGGUUCCUGAGAGCCCAGCAUUUAAAGUCAGUAGAGUCUGGAAUGUGCCAGAAUCUCUAAGCCAGGAAGUAGCUACAUUUUCCAUCCAAGAGAGACUAUCUGAGUUAACUCAGGAAAACAGAACGGCUUCAAUCCCUGCUUCAUUUGUACCAGUUUUGCCACUUAAUGCGCAGUCAGAUGGGUCUUUAGCAGAGUGCAGCUCACACAUAAAAGAAAUCAGCCCCGUGCAGUGUUCUGAUAAGUUAGAUGAAUUGAAAGACAUAAAAUGUGAAAAGAGAAAUCAUUUUAACUGUAAUAAAGAAAAGUUGUCUUUCUUUUCAGACAAUUUUCAGGCCACCUGUGCACUUCAAAGUUCUAAUUCAAAAGAUAGAAAACAAAAAGUAAGUGGGCCAUCAGCAACACUGUGUAACUUAACCCCUGACGUGCCUGACCAGCACAGCAUGAGACACAGCAUCCAUGAACAACAUGGGGUGAGGCUGCUUAAGAGUAUAUUAAAGAAAGAAUCCAGAUAUGAACAUGAUUGUCUCAGGGCACUGGUUAUAAACCAAGGCUUUAAGUUUAGACAUCAAAAGGCAGAAACUAUUAGAGAUAGUAUUGAAUUAACAAAACAGAAAGGGAAAGGUACAGAAGCCCCAAAGACUAUUAAAAAGCUGCGGUGGUUUGAUGAAAGUGGUAACACAGAGAACCGUAUAGAUGAUGGGCACCUAGUGAGGAGCAGGGCACGAGGAUGGCCACAGCAGCUGCAGCACUGUCACAGCAGCAGCGGCACCUGCAACCCCAGUGUCCCUGGCUGUACUGUACAUUCUGCUGGUGGGAAGAAGGCCAAGGCUGAUUCUGUCUCUGAACACGCUGCUGAUUUAGGAGGAUCUAAAACAGACAGUAUGCCUUUGAACUCUUCUAUCACUCCAGACUGUAGCUCUGUUAAGCAAGCCUGGUCAGCCUGUAGAAGAGAAGAGAGCAAAGCCCCUGCACACACUGGUGACCCUAAGACCCAGAAAGCUAAGCCUCCCAGAGGAACAAAGCUCACUAGAAGAGCAAGGUCUGCAAAGGUCCAGAAAGGCCUUGUGUAUGUGAACAGAAAAGCCACAGUCAGCCAGCCAUGGUCUUCUGUCAAAGCCCAAACUCAGGGUAAACUAAGUAUACCUCAUCCUACGCCUAAACCAACAACAACUAUUAAAAGUGGUAAAAAUAUGCAAGUGUCCCCAUGUCAAUCAGCCAUACCUGAACAUUCUCAAAAUGUCACAACGCAGAACUUUCUGAGUUCUGCAUGUGUGCUUCCAACAGAGCACCAUUUGAACCAGUGCACUCAAGAAAGUGGCCCCCCGUCCUCAGACACUUGUAACCUACUCGCUGUGACCCCAGCUCUCCCAUCUCCUUACUCUUCUGAGUGCCAAACCUCAGCCAAAGGAAAUUAUUCCGGUGGCACAGCAUCCCAGCAUGACAGGAUGGUAUAUUGUACCCAAAGAAGUCCUGUUUGUGAAGAAAGCUGCCAGCCUUUGACUCACAGGAAUACCGAAGAAGAAUCAACUCUCUCAUGGAGAAGGAACAGUGGGCGCCAAAAUGAGAGAGCCGCUGAUUCUACUGUUACAAGAAGAAAACAAGUUGUUGAAAAUAAGUGGAGAAACCUGUUAGAGCAGAAAAGAGAAACCUCUGGAUCUAUAGGAACGAAGUACACGGAGCAAAUGACUCAUUAUGGACAAAGUGUUCGACUAAAUACAAGUGAACCAAUACAAGUUACAAGAGGUCCCAAGACAGAAGAAGGAACGUUUUACUUUUCAGGUAGUACUUCUGAGUUUUCGGUGGCAGAAAACCUCGUGAAUUCUUCAGUGCCUGAAGAUGAAAUUCUGACUGCCAUAAACAGCAAGCAGCUACAGAGGCCAAGUGUGUCCUUGAGUAAGGGCCAGGCGUCCAGCAUGUGUGCACUGUCAGCUGAGGAGCAGAGGAUUCUGCAGUCUCUCCAUCACCUCAAUGAAAGGCUGUACUAUGUACAAGAAGCAAUUUGCAAAAACCCAUCCAUCAAAAAUACUUUACAGUUAAUACCACUUGUGAACAGCCAGCCGAGGGCCAGUCUGUCUCCUGACAUUGGAUCCAGAGGACAAAGAAAAUACUGAUGAACUGUGAUAGUCACUACUUAGUGGAAUCAUUAUUUUUGAGAAUUUCUGUGAAUAAACUGUUUUUCUGCACUUAUUAAUGAUUUAAAAAUACUAGACUUUUAUGUUUAUAAAAGUAAACCAUAAUGUACUUAAUGGAAAUUAAUUUACUAGCUUAUAUUUAUGCUACAAAUUAUACUUUAUUAUGUAUUUUCUUGAUACACUUUUAAUGAAUGAAAUAUUUCGUUGUUUUCAAUAAGCAUGCUACUGGGUAUAAAUUUUCUCUAUUUAAAAAUAAAAGAUGUUAUUUUAUUAUUCAAAUUAUGUAUUAGGUAAGAUAGUGAAUCUUUGAUUUCUCAAAUUCUAAUAAAUUUUUGUACAAGUACACAAGAAGCUUAUGGUAAUAACAUCACCCAUAAUUAAUAAAGCUAUUUAUUUAAGACUUUGCUUUUGUUUGUUACCAAGAAGUUAAGUUCUUAGCGUGCAUGUGUAUCAUUAAUAUUAUCAUCUUAUUCAAGAGUCAUUAGUCUCCAAAAACAAAAAACAACAUUUUAAA